Diuraphis noxia (Russian wheat aphid) is the source of this 6406-nucleotide messenger RNA. RefSeq names its product tyrosine-protein phosphatase Lar (gene Lar). The record is from RefSeq and is a predicted model, not a curated record. Lineage: Eukaryota; Metazoa; Arthropoda; Insecta; Hemiptera; Aphididae. Gene Ontology annotation, biological process: protein dephosphorylation. Gene Ontology annotation, molecular function: protein binding; protein tyrosine phosphatase activity.
GUGGCGAUCUCCAUACGUGAGUGCGCGCGCGUGUUUUUGUGGUUGUGUGUGGGAUUGUGUGUGUGUGUGUGAGUGUGUAUAUACACUAUAUCCCUUAUGUCCCUUCCGCUCUUUAUCGUAAACAAAAUUAUCGGUUUUUUCCGCUGUCCUCAAAAUUGUACCAGGAACCGAAACAGAGAACAAUUAUCUUACACCGUUUGAUCAUCGGCCGGCAACCCGUGUGCCUCGCGUAUUUGGACUAUAGUGUGACGAGCACAGAAGGCCGAGUGCCGGUAACAUUUCGAACGAUACACGAAAUCGAAGCUCCGUGUCGAAGGGACCGCCGAGAUGUCUUAAUUUACGUUGACACUGUUUCAGUGUGGUACACUUAUUUACAAAGCAAUUCUUCAUUUGGCUGACGAUGUGCUCGAGCAGCUCUUGGCAAGCACUGGUCACCACAGUGUUGGCCUGUUCAGCAGUCUGCGCGUUCGCUUCUGGCGCCAACUUCUCCGCAUUUCCAUUUAUCCAAUAUUUGACACAGCCACCGUCGUUGACAGUGAAGCCGAGACCGCAGCACGCGAAGAGCAACGCUGUGGCGUCAUUCUACUGCGGCGCGCGUGGUGACCCUCGGCCGACCAUCUACUGGCGGAAGAACUUGAAAAAGGUGUCAGCGUCGCUGAGCAGGUAUGAGAUCGUUGACAAGGUGGUCGGCGACAGCGAGACGGGCUCGGUGCUGCGUAUCGAGCCGACCAGGGCGCACCGGGACAACGCGGUCUACGAGUGUUUCGCCGAGAACGGUGUGGGCGACGCAGUCAGCGCGAACGCCAAGCUAGAAGUGUACGACGAAAAAGAUUUACCACCCGGUUUCCCGGUGAUCACCGAGGGUCCGGGCACUCACAAAUCUAUUGAAGUGGGCCAUAACGCUGUGUUGCAGUGCACCGCCACCGGUAAUCCGCAGCCGAGCAUCUAUUGGCUUCGUGAUAAUAUGCGACUGGACUUGGACACGAACCCGAGAUACUCGAUUCUCGACAAAGGAUUUCCAGGUGCUUUGCAGAUCAGYGACAGUCAGGAAACUGACCAGGGAAAAUACGAAUGCGUGGCAGAAAACACAGUAGGCACACAACACGCUACGACCAUGCAACUUUGGGUCAGAGUUCGUCGAGUGCCACCGCAGUUUUCCAUCCCUCCGCCCACUAUGGAGAAAGUAAAAGUCGGCGAAAACAUCAGCAUACCGUGUGUGGCCGUCGGUUCACCKAUGCCGUACGUAAAAUGGCGCCGAGGAAAGACAACGGAACUCUCGCCGGAAGACAAGUUGCCCGUGGGCCGGAACGUGUUGAACUUGACAAACGUUGAGGUUUCCGAUAAUUAUACGUGUAUCGCAGCCUCGUCUCUGGGCAUGAUUGAAGCGACGACUUUCAUUAAAGUCUUGACACUGCCCAGUCCGCCUAUCGACGUCAAAGUGUCGGACGUGACGUCCACGUCGGUCAAGCUGAGCUGGUCGCACCCCAAUCCGGACGACAUACAGUACUACACGAUAUCACACAAACCCAGGUCGGCGUCUCAGUCGCCGGGCGUCAUCAGCGGCGUGGUCACCAUGUACUACACCAUACGGCCGCUCAGCCCUUACACGCAGUACGAGUUUACUAUAUCGGCCGUCAACGGGUUCGGUCACGGGCCACCGUCGCCGCCCAUCGUGGCCACCACCGGAGAGACAGCGGGCCUAUCUGCUUUUGGUGAAGGUGCAAAGCCCGGAUCCGCUCCACGGAAUAUUCAAGUGCGUUUGCUCAGUUCGAGCACGAUGGUCAUACAAUGGGAAGAACCCGAGACGCCAAACGGUCAAGUGAUUCGGUAUAAGGUCUACUACACUGUGAAUCCGGACCAGCAGCUGUCGUCGUGGAAUACCAUGGUAGUCGACAACAAUCAGCUGACCACUAUCAACGAACUCACACCUUUAUCCGUUUACACCAUACGAGUGCAGGCAUUCACUAGCGUGGGACCCGGCCCCCUAUCUUCGCCGGUUCAGGUCAAAAUGCAACAAGGAGUGCCCAGUCAACCAAGAGACCUGCGAGUGAAUGAAAUCGGUGAAACGUCUAUUGGACUCCAAUGGGCUAAACCCAAUCAAGUCGGCGAACAAAUUCUCAGCUAUGAACUCUACUGGAACGAUACAUACGUCAAGGAAAAACAUCAUCGGCGCAUCCCGGUAUCGGAGAACUACUCGUUGACCGGACUUUAUCCAAACACGCUAUACUACGUCUGGCUGGCGGCGAAAUCACAACGCGGCGAAGGGGCGCCAACGCCUCCAAUCCAGGUCCGGACCAAACAAUACGUGCCCGAAGCGCCACCGCAGAAUGUAACCGCCGAGGCCGUCAGCCCCACGUCGAUCCUGGUCCAGUGGCAGCCUCCGAUGUCCGACCGUAGCAACGGCCAGAUAAUCUACUACAAGGUGAUGGUCGCGGAGAGCGGUAUGUCCGACUCGGAAGCAGAACCUUACCGGGUGGAGAACGUCACUGCCUACACGCUGGAAGGCCUGAGACGGUGGACCGAGUACAAGAUUUGGGUGCUGGCUGGCACGUCCGUCGGCGACGGUCCGUCCUCUUUCCCGUUAACGGUUCGCACACGCGAAGACGUGCCAGGACCUCCUACCGACGUCAAAGUACUGCCAGUCAACUCGACGACGAUACACGUGCAAUGGCGACCACCCACCGAAGAGGACCGACACGGCAUCAUCAGAGGUUAUCACAUACACGUUCAAGAAGCCAAGCCUGAGGGCAACGCGCUGCUCAACGAACCGCUGAGAUUUGACGUCACGGACGCAUUGGAGAGCAACGUUACCGGUCUGCAACCAGAUACCCUGUAUGCGAUCCAGGUGGCGGCCAUCACUCGCAAAGGCGACGGCGAUCGCAGUUAUCCUGCCAAAAUCAAAACGCCAGGCGGCGUACCCGUCCGGCCCGUCGUCAACCUCAAGGUUUUGGAACGAGAACCCAAAGUCAACAUCGAACUAGAAUGGACCAGGCCGACGAACACGUACGGGGAACUGUUGGGGUACAAAUUGCGUUACGGGAUUAGGGGACAGGAAAUGUUCGAGAUCAUGAUGACCGAGAACAAAAGGCGCAUCACCGAUUUAGAACGUGGCGUUGAGUACGAAUUUCACAUAUCCGGUCAAAACCAAGUGGGCUUUGGCCAAGAAGCCACAGAAUACUUCAACACUCCCGAAGGUCCACCGACCGGUCCGCCGAUAAACGUGUCGUAUGAAUUUCAGACACCCGACGUGGUCUGUGUCGUGUGGGACGAGCCGUCUCGCGAACAUCGCAACGGACAGAUAAUCCGCUACGAUGUACAGUUUCACAAAAAAAUCGAUCAGUCUACAAUCACACAUAGAAAUACCACACUGAAAAAGGCGGUAUUUUCUGGACUAGAGGAGGGCACUGAAUAUGUUGUCACCGUUAGGGCAGUGACUGCUGAAGGUGAAGGGCCGUGGAGUCCACGUAUGACCAUAAACACCACCAGAGAAAUGGUUCGUGCUCCUAUGGGAGUUAAGGCUGUAGCAACAUCUGAUCAAAGUAUACAAGUGUGGUGGGAAGCCGUCCCAGUGCGAGUAAAAAUCAACGGUUAUCGUAUUUACUAUACAAUGACGGCAGUUGAAGAUCUUAACCAAUGGAAUAUAAAAGAUGUCCCGGCCACUGAAUCCACAGAUCUUGCUAAUCUUGAAAAAAUGGCACAGUAUGCAAUAGCCGUGGCAGCUCGCAUAGAUAAUGGUUUUGGAAGACUGUCUGAGAAAAUCACUGUCAUUGUAAAACCAGAUGAAGUACCAUUAAACUUGCGUGCAUCAGAUGUAAGCACCCACAGCAUGACUUUAUCAUGGACUCCGCCUAUCAAAUUAAAUCCAAUCGGGUACAAGAUCUCGUUUAAUGCAGUUAAAGAGUUUAGAGAUUCGCAGGGCGUAACCCAGUUACAAAUGGUACCAACUCGAAUAAUAGAGUUAGACAAAUAUGUUUUGAGCCAUACAAUUGAUGAAUUAUCGCCAUUUAUAAGCUACGCUGUAAAUGUUAGUGCUGUACCAUCUGACCGUAGCUAUAGACCCCCUUCAAGAAUUACAGUUACCACUCAAAUGGCCGCUCCACAACCAAUGGUCAAACCUGAUUUUUUCGGUGUUGUAAACAUGCAGAAAAUUCACGUUAUAUUGCCUCAAGCAUCUGAAGAAUAUGGUCCGAUUUGUCAUUAUUAUGUAGUAGUUGUUCCAGAAAAUCCAGACACUGCACUUAUGAAUCCGGAUGAGUUUUUAAAUCAGAAACUUGUUGAAAUUUCCCAACAAGAAAUAUUAGCUGAAGGUGAACCAUACAUUGCAGCUAAAUUCCCUCACAGAACCAUACCAUGGACCUUUUAUCUUGGCAAUGGUGAGACAUAUGAUGGAUUCCUCAAUCGAAAACUAGACCAAAAUGUGAAGUACAGAAUAUUUGUUCGAGCAUUUGUUGACACCCCACAAAAACAUUUAUACACAUCUAGUCCAUUUUCUGAGCCUAUAUCGUUGGAAAUGCGUGAGGUCGGCCCUGAAGAAGUACCCAAGCGACCUGAGUUAAGAGAUAUGAACCUGCCUACUAACACAGGUUCCAGUGGAACAAUAAAUGACCAUGUGAGUGUCAGAAGCAGCGCUACUCCACCUGGUUUAUUAUGGUUGGUUGGACCUGUAAUCGCUGCAAUAUUGCUGACUGCUGCAUUAAUAUUAUUGUUUGUGGUUAAGAAGCGCCGCCGGCCGAGCAAGUACGGCGAAACGUCGGGCGUGACGAAACCGCUGAUCGGCAACUCUCACCCGAACAACGACCCGGUGGAACUGCGCCGGUUGCAGUUCCAAACGCCGGCAAUGGUGUCGCACCCGCCGGUGCCCAUCAACUACCUGGCGCAGCACAUCGACCAGCUGAAGGCCAACGACAACUUCAAGUUCUCGCAGGAGUACGAGUCGAUCGAGCCGGGCCAGCAGUUCACGUGGGACCACUCGAACAUGGACGUCAACAAGCCGAAGAACCGGUACGCGAACGUGAUCGCGUACGACCACUCGCGCGUGGUGCUGCAACCGCUUCCGGACGGCACGCCGGGCAGCGACUACAUAAACGCCAACUACUGCGACGGUUACCGGAAGCACAACGCCUACGUGGCCACGCAGGGCCCGCUGCCCGAGACGGCCGGCGACUUUUGGCGCAUGUGCUGGGAGGUGCGCACGUCCACCAUCGUCAUGAUGACCAAGCUGGAGGAGCGCACGCGGGUCAAGUGCGACCAGUACUGGCCGGCGCGCGGCUCGCAGGUGUACGGGCCGAUCACGGUCGCGCUCGUCAACGUCCAGGAGCUGGCCACGUACGUGGUCCGUUCGUUCCACCUGACUCGAAACGGCGAAACGGAGACGCGCGAGGUGAAGCAACUGCAGUUUGGCGCGUGGCCCGACCACGGCGUGCCCGACCACCCGGCGCCGCUGCUGCAGUUCAUGAAGCGCGUGCGGGCCGUCAACCUGGUCGAGUCCGGCCCGGUGGUGGUGCACUGCAGCGCGGGCGUCGGCCGCACCGGUUGUUUCAUCGUAAUCGACGCCAUGCUGGAACGGGCAAAGAACGAGCACAGUGUGGACAUUUACGCGCACGUCACGUGCCUCAGAGCCCAGCGAAACUACAUGGUCCAGACCGAAGAACAGUAUAUAUUCAUACACGACGCUCUCUUGGAAGCCGUCACGUGCGGCGAAACGGAAGUGUCCGUGCGAAACUUACCCAUGCACAUUCAACAGUUAUCCCAAAUGGAUGUUGGAACGACCGUCACCGGAAUGGAACUCGAAUUCAAGAAAUUAACAUUGGUCAAAAGCGAAUUCUGCCGAUUCGUCAGCGCCAGUUUACCAGUGAACAAGCCGAAAAACCGUUUGGUGCAUUUGUUGCCGUAUGAGAACACCCGGGUGUGUCUAAGUGGUGGAUCGUCACGUGGCAUGGAAGGGUCGGACUACAUAAACGCCAACUUCAUAGACGGGUACCGGCAGCGAGGGGCUUACAUCGCGACCCAGGGACCGCUGCAGAUCACCACUGACGACUUCUGGCGCAUGCUGUGGGAACACAACUCCACCAUUGUGGUUAUGCUCACCAAACUGCACGAGUUGGGAAGGGAAAAAUGCUACCAGUACUGGCCGUCUGAACGAUCUGUCCGGUACGACACGUUCGUCGUCGAGCCAAUAACCGAAUACAACAUGCCGCAGUACAUACUUAGGGAAUUCAAGGUGACCGACACGAUCGACAACGGUUCGCGGACCGUCAGGCAAUUCCAGUUCACCGACUGGCCGGAACAGGGCGUGCCCAAGUCGGCCGAAGGAUUCAUAGACUUCAUCGGACAGGUGCACAAGACGAAAGAGCAAUUCGGCCAAGAAGGUCCGAUCACCGUCCAUUGCAGUUUGUAUUCACUGUAA